AAUAUUGUUGAUCAGCCAGUUUCAAGCCGAGAGUUUCGCAGCAUUUGCAAACCUCGCUUGGCAGUCGUCGUGCGCGUUCCUUGCGCUAGUGAAAAUCGCAAACUAAUUGUGCAUAAACAAAACAUAAAGCAGCAGCAGCAACAACAGCAACAACAACAACAACCGUAACUGGGCGAGCAAAACAAGUUUUGCGUCGCCGCCAGACAUACACCAAGUAUAUAGCAUAUAGUAUAUGCACUAUAUAUAGAUAAUCGUUAAACGCUGCGACUGUGACGAUGGCUUCUGCUGGGAAGUGCGCAAUUGCUGCCGUCACCAUAUUUGCUCUUCUGCUGACGCAUGAGGGUGUUGUCGAUGCCCGCCGUAACCAGGGUAACAACCAGCGCAAAACCUCAUCCAGCAGCAACUCGGGCCAUGUGACUCAGCCCAGCUACAACGCCAACAAUAAUGGAGGCAGCAACUCCCACGCCGAUGUGGCCAAAUUGAGCUAUCCCAAUUACAACUCGCAGCCGAAUCGUCCGGCCAAUAGCCCGGCCAAUAGCCCGCCCGCCGCUGGCUGGAAUGUACCGCAGGGCCCACCACCCGCCUACUCCGCCUCGAAUCCGGUUGGUGGCAGCCAUACCAACAUGCAUGAGCCUCCACCGGCCUAUCAUGCACCCAACUAUGGCGCCGCACCCGGCGGAAAUGUACACCAGCCGAUAACAGCCAACCAGAAUCAUGGUCAGCAAUAUGGUGGCGUACAGCCCGCUGGCGGUUAUAAUCCAUCUGGCAAUUAUAUGCCUGGAGGCGGCUAUCAACCGGGUGGCUCUUAUCCAGGACAGGGCGGCUAUCAUCCGGCUGCAGCACCGCCACCAGGCGCCACUUACUACCAGUCUGGCUCAGCUCUACCGCCAGGCGCCACCUACUACGCCCAGCCGCCGCAACAAUCUUCCUCUGGCCUGGGCUUCGGCACCGGCCUGAUCGCCGGUGGCCUGGGCGGCGCUUUACUGGGUCAUGCGCUGACACCUUCCGGCGGCUCCUCGCAGCCCGCGGCUGCGGCACCAGCUGCAGCUGGCGGUCAGGAUCGCAUCAUUAUUAUCAACAAUGGUGUGCCAGUGAAUGCCAGCGAUGGCACCACUGUCAUCAAUGCCGCUGGCGCAGCUGCUAAUCCAGUGAAUGGCACCCAAACCGCAGCCGAUGCUGCGCCCGCACAGCUGGCACCAUUCUCGCCCGAAGGCGCCAACAUGACCAUGGCCAAUGGCACCGAUGCGGCUGGCGCAGCAGCAGCAGCACCACCACCACCCGCACCGGGCAACAUUAUAUGCGUUCCGCACAAGGUCAACGAAACGGAUCCGGCUGACAGCAGCAAAAUGAUUGAAGUGGAGAAAAUUGCUUGUUAUCCGGCACCAGCGCCGCAAGCUGCUGCACCCGGCGCUGAGCCGGUACCGCUGGCACCAAUGGCACCGCCCAUGGCCACCAGCCAGGCGCCACCAGCCAUGCUGGCACCCGACCAGGCAGCUGUGCGCUCCAACACCAGCGCUGGCAAUCAGCUGCAGGCCGCCUGGCCCCUGCUGGCUGCCCUCUUUGGCGGCUUGCUGCUGCGCUUUGUGGCUGGCGCUGGCAACUAGAAACGUCGCGAAUGUUUCCAAUUAUUGCUUUCAGCUCUUAGCUCGCGCCAUCCCACAACACAGUAAAAAUAAUCAACCCCUAAGCCACGCCCCCAACAAAAACAAACACAGCCCACGAGCUCGCACUGCAGCGUAUUUUUUUUUUGUAUUAUUCAUGUUGUUUUUUCCUUUUUUUUUUUUUUG
Molecule: messenger RNA, 1787 nt
Organism: Drosophila montana
Lineage: Eukaryota; Metazoa; Arthropoda; Insecta; Diptera; Drosophilidae
Exons: 3
Coding region: 276-1604 (442 amino acids)
Source: RefSeq, a predicted model, not a curated record